Messenger RNA from Didymodactylos carnosus, 961 nucleotides. NCBI's taxonomy places the organism in Eukaryota, Metazoa, Rotifera, Eurotatoria, Philodinida, Philodinidae. The record is from the annotation of a GenBank genome assembly.
AUGUUGGCAGAUCCAAAUUUUGCUCAGUUUUCGCAUGAAAUUGGAUUAGCAGCUGUUGGAGCAUCAGAAGAAGAUAUUAACAGACUCGCAACGUGUUAUUUCUUUACAAUCGAAUUUGGAUUAUGUCGUCAAAAUGGGGAACUAUGUGCUUAUGGUGCGGGUUUAUUAUCCUCAUGCUCUGAAUUGCAGCAUGCCAUUAGUGGUACGGCAAAAAAUCUUCCAUUUGACCCAGAUGUGGUAUGUCGUCAAGAGUGGUUGAUUACAACCUAUCAAGAACAAUAUUUUGUUUCUGCAAGUUUUGUCGAAGCAAAAGAAAAAAUUGGAGAAUUUGCUUCGCCGAUCAAACGUCCAUUUGCAGUCCGAUAUAAUCCAUAUAAUCAAAGUAUCGAAGUUGUGAGUAAUACUCAACAAGUAGCGCAAAGCAUUAGUGAUCUACAAGGAGAUAUGUGUAUUAUAUUUGAUGUAUUAAGAAAAAUUGAACGUAGCAUCUAGAACGAAAAUGAUAAUGAAAAUAAAUUAAAUAAAAAGUAAUUUAAAAACACGGAAAUCUUCCUCUACUAACUUUUCUGAAUCCCUUACAUUUUUUUGUUGUUCAUUUUCAGUACUAGAAGCAGGGUUCUCGAUCAGGGAGGGGGGGGGGGCAAGGGAGUGCUGGUCCCCCUUCCUAAAAGCUUAAAAUGGUUGAAUAUUGUAUAAAUAAAAAUAUUCCUGCUAUUGAUUCAGCAGAUAUUAUUAAAAAAGCAAUAUUUAUUUCUCGAAACAAAAUUUUACACAGAAAUACCGUUAGUUUAAGCUUUUUAUUUAAAGAAAUCAAAAAAAAGGAAACAAGUAAAAAAGACCAAACAAGUGAAAUCGUUGUCCUAGGGACUACAUUGUAUCUCCUGAGAGGAAUCCUUAAACAGAACAGCAUCUUAAAAUAAAAAUGGACGAAAAGAAAAGAAAAACGUUGGACUUAGAGAAG